AUGAAAAAGGUUUUUCGCGCAAAUUUCUAAUUGUUGAACUAGGUUCCCGAACGUGUGUGUGAUAAGAAACGCAUGAAGAAAAAUCAACAGAGUUGUUUAUUGGUCAGCACCCGCGGGUUGCACCGUAACUUGCACCUACUGGCACCCACAGUCGCAUCUCCGUCCGAUCUGUCGUCUCUUGGAAGCAAAUGCUCGGAUGAUGGUGAUGGGCCCGCGCGUUGGACGUCAUGAAAUCACAAAAUUUGUUGGAACGCUAUGCCUUCAAGUCAUACAUGAACACCAGACCACACACCUCGUCAUAUAUUUCGUGUAGGCCGCUCUUCAAUCGAAAAACUUGUCGCUUCAAUGCAGGUCAUGGAUGGCAUUAGUCGUGGAGAAGGAAGAUGGAAGCUGUCGACAAGCCAUACAAGCUCUUAUAUGCUGUUUAAUGGGCAGUGUCUACAAAAAAAAUAAGUCGAAUAAGCACUUGCUUUGCACCAUGUUGACUGUUCAUCGCUAGAGUAGGCGAUGUAUAUCUACCGAGUCGUACUCAUACCACGGUCCCAUCUGGCGUCAUUGGCCCAUCGGAGAGCUAGGACGAUCGAUAAUCUCACUAGACUACUACAACCCUUCACUGCUUGAAAUCCAUGUUGCGGGCAUACCACGUAAUGAAGACAUACACUCAAAGUUCCAUCUCUUUCUGCGCCGAUGCCGCCUCCCACGCUUUCUCCAACUUGCCUCCAACGUUUCAACACGAUAUGUCCUACAUCAUUCAAUACGCCCCUUCUCGUAAUUGUAGAUGCGGUUAUAUAGCCAAAGGAAGGUUAAGAAUCAGACAAGUUGAACACACCAACGUCUUCCUACAAUGGAUAUGCUGGGGCUGUACACCCACUUCCACACUUAUCGAAAUGCAAAAGCAGAUUGAAAACGGUAUAAAUCCAGUGGGGAUAGACAAACUCUCUUCUACGGACAAAAAACGUGUAUACGUUGCUAUAGCUAACGGCUCGAUUCCGGAUGAAGAUGUUUUUGUUCCCACACCAGAACAGGAAACGGAAACGAAUGAGCGUGAGGAUGAGGCUGAGGAUGAGGGUAAGGUGGAACCAGUGAUAGGGAGUCCGUAUCGGUUGCGUGGGCGGUCUCGCGUCGAAUACGAGGAUGAGGAUGAGGGUAAGGUGGAACCAGUGAUAGGGAGUCCGACGUAUCGGUUACGUGGACGGUCUCGCGUCGAGUACCAGGAUGAGGACGAGGGUAAGGUGGAACCAGUGAUAGGGAGUCCGACGUAUCGGUUACGUGGACGGCCUCGCGUCGAGUGCGAGGAUAAGGACGAGGGUAAGGUGGAACCAGUGAUAGGGAGUCCGACGUAUCGGUUACGUGGGCGGUCUCGAGUCGAGUACGCGGAUGAGGAUGAGAGUAAGGUGGAACCGGUGAUAGGGAGUCCGACGUAUCGGUUACGUGGACGGUCUCGCACCGAGUACGAGGGAUUCGGAAGACUGCGAGGUGCUGAGGGUGACGAUGAUGUUGAAAAUGAAGAGCGUGAGGGGACGGAAUUAUCGACAGACGCGUCGCUGUUUGAACCCAUGGAUGCACCCUUUUCGGGUGCUAGUACGGAUGCACCUCCAAUGAAAAAACCACGACUUUUUCCUCGCGUCGGAACCCAGGUUCGACCGAAACCUCGUUCCGCAGCGCCGAUGUCCAUGGGUUCAUUUCGGGAACAGAAGACUGAAGGGGUAUCUGCUUCUCCAACUGCUCCGAUGCGACGAAGAGGCUCACAAGUACCAAGCUCAUCAAACCGCUCCAACACCCUCGAAGAAGCUGUAUCCCAAUUCACGAGUAAUAACAAUACACCUGUCACUGACACACCCAAUUCCAAUCCGACGCGCGUUGAGGUAUAUCCAAGUGCAACAAAGAACUAUGCAUUCAACGGGAGGACACAUAACGGUGAACCCACCACCCCCGGACCGCAUCCUCGACCUCAAACUCAACCUCGAAUUGGGAAGAUACCUCCAAAACUCCCUCUUCUAGAUUUCUGUCUCCGAUAUGGUCUAUCCCCCGACUUGCGAGAAAAACUAGAAGAGAUGAAGAUCCCAGGACCGCAUGUGCUUCGGCUUAUCAGCGAUCAGUCGUUUGAAGGCAAGCUGCAGGUGGGGGAGGUUGCGGAGUUGAGAGAUGCGGAAGAGAGGUGGAUGGAGGGUGUGUUGACUUCUUGUCAUGGUGGAUAUGAGCUGGAUGAUUGAUGUUAGACGAUUUCGACUGAAGGUUCUUUAUUCUUCUUCUGGGAGCCAUGUGUGUGUGUACAAGGUGUGCGAGUUCUUGUCCCGUUCUUGUCCCGUUGUUACCAUUUUCUUGAAUAGAGUUUGAUCUGCUGAUGUCUCUGAUGGCUGCUUUUUUUGUCUAAAUCGUAUUUAUCCCUGAAACACCUCAGUUUCCGGUCGUAACCAAGAUCACUUAUACCUGGUACCAUGUAGUAAUCAAAAAGCUGCUUCAAAUCAUUGAAGUACGAGGGGUAUGUGUACCUUACAUUAUUACCUAGUGUCCGUGUCAUUCAGAUACCGUGCAUGAAUCAUAAAAGCAUCAUUGUGACAGCGAGUACCACCACCACAUUCCCCCAUCCCAAUCCAAAAGUAACAUCCGUCGCCCUCGCAGAAUUCGCCCCUUUAGACCCGUCCUCAACCCACUCCUUCCACGCAGCUCUCAUCUCCAACACAAACGCCUGACCCUCGGGACUAUGCGCACCUUGCUCACCAAAUGCAUGUGGAUUCACCACUGGUGUCAACCAUCCAUCUGAAGUAAAAUGUUCUAGGCUUCCGUUAGAGCUGGAUGCAAAUAGAGCUUUCCGAGAGUUCUCAGCGGAUGGAAGGUAACGAUGGACGCCUCGCAGGAGGGAGAGGCGGUAGACGGUUGAGGCCAGAAGGGCAGUUCCAGAGCCGUCGUGGAAGGAUCCUGAGGAGCUUGCAGAAACAUCGGCGUAGUUGGUGAAUAUG
Marasmius oreades (fairy-ring Marasmius) is the source of this 2960-nucleotide messenger RNA. RefSeq lists its product as uncharacterized. Gene Ontology annotation, molecular function: DNA binding; zinc ion binding. The transcript has 8 exons. Lineage: Eukaryota; Fungi; Basidiomycota; Agaricomycetes; Agaricales; Marasmiaceae. Bases 627 to 2213 code for a protein of 528 amino acids. The record is from RefSeq and is a predicted model, not a curated record.